Molecule: messenger RNA, 1166 nt
Organism: Zingiber officinale
Lineage: Eukaryota; Viridiplantae; Streptophyta; Magnoliopsida; Zingiberales; Zingiberaceae
Product: ATP-dependent Clp protease proteolytic subunit 5, chloroplastic-like
Exons: 9
Coding region: 64-939 (291 amino acids)
Biological process (GO): protein quality control for misfolded or incompletely synthesized proteins
Cellular component (GO): endopeptidase Clp complex
Molecular function (GO): serine-type endopeptidase activity; ATPase binding; ATP-dependent peptidase activity
Source: RefSeq, a predicted model, not a curated record
CUUCAUCAGAUAAGAGAUUAAUCGAGGAGAGAGAGAGACAGGAGGAGGAGGAGGAGCGUAACAAUGGCGACAGCGGCGGCGGCUUCUUCCCCAGCAGUCUUCCCUCUCCGAUCCUUCGCCAGGAACGGCCCUUCCCGAGAUCCUCGCGUCUCUUUCAACGUCUCCCUCAUCCGUUCGCCUCGCUUUACCGUUUCUUCCAGGAAGCAACACAGGGCAGUUUGCUGCAGUUGGAGCUCUCCCGAGGCUGGCUCCUGCGCUCCCAGAAAAGGGAUUUGGUCAAUUAGGGACGAUCUGGUGAUGCCGUCGACACCUUACUUCCUCGCGGAGGUGCAGGGAGGGCAAGGGCCGCCGCCUGCGGUGCAGGAGAACUUCCAGAGCGUCGUCAGUCAACUAUUUCAACAUAGAAUUGUUAGAUGUGGUGGACAAGUGGACGACGACAUGGCGACUGUUCUUGUGGCUCAUCUUCUGUACCUCGAUUCUGUGGAUCCUACAAAGGAUAUUGUCAUGUAUAUAAACUCUCCAGGAGGAUCUGUUACAGCAGGGAUGGCAAUAUUUGACACGAUGAGGCAUGUAAGGCCAGAUGUUUCUACUGUUUGUGUCGGUCUGGCAGCAAGCAUGGGUGCUUUCCUCCUGAGUGCAGGAACAAAGGGAAAAAGAUACAGCUUACCAAAUGCCAGGAUUAUGAUCCAUCAACCUCUUGGAGGAGCUCAAGGUUCACAAACAGAUAUCGAAGUCCAGACAAACGAAAUGCUUCAUCACAAAGCGAAUUUGAGUGGAUACCUUGCAUCUCAUACGGGUCAAAGUCUAGAGAAGAUCUACCAAGACACCGACCGGGACUACUUCAUGAGCGCAAAAGAGGCUAAAGAAUAUGGGCUAAUCGAUGGUGUAAUAAUGAACCCUUUCAAAGCUCUGCCACCGUUGCCGAGCCCCGAGCAAUGAGGACCCGUUGCGUCUGUGCAAUCGCUUGAUGUUUUAGAAUUCGAUUGAAUAGAAUCUUCCACAGGUAAAAAAGGUGCCUUUGAUCUUGUUUUAGAACUUCGAUUUAGGACGUUUUACUACAAAUUCUACCUGUUGGUUAGUGCCCAAAUGUUUCGAUAGAGAUGGCACUUGUGGUUGUAUCUUGUGUGCACUCCUAAAAUCUCAUAGGAAGAGAUGUGUUAAGACAA